Brachypodium distachyon (stiff brome) is the source of this 1874-nucleotide messenger RNA. RefSeq names its product probable indole-3-pyruvate monooxygenase YUCCA5. Gene Ontology annotation, molecular function: N,N-dimethylaniline monooxygenase activity; NADP binding; flavin adenine dinucleotide binding. The record is from RefSeq and is a predicted model, not a curated record. NCBI's taxonomy places the organism in Eukaryota, Viridiplantae, Streptophyta, Magnoliopsida, Poales, Poaceae. The transcript has a single exon. Bases 141 to 1409 code for a protein of 422 amino acids.
ACAAAACACUUGCAACUCUUCUUCUUCCUCUUCAACAACAACAAACAACAAACAACUACACACAGCCUCUAGCAGCUUCUUCAUCUCCUCUCCUAGCUCUACAAACCCCCAAAGCUAGCUUGAUUAACCAGCAUCAAAUCAUGGGGCUCCUUCGUAGCGAUCGCACAGACAGCCUCUUCACCCCGCGUGCCGUGUGGGUGACCGGGCCCAUCAUCAUCGGCGCCGGGCCCUCGGGCCUCGCCGUCGCCGCCAGCCUCCGGGAGCAAGGCGUCCCCUUCGUCGUCCUGGAGCGCGAGAACUGCAUCGCGUCCCUCUGGCAGAACCGCACCUACGACAGGCUCAAGCUCCACCUCCCGAAGCGCUUCUGCCAGCUUCCCCGGAUGCCGUUCCCGGACAACUACCCGGAAUACCCCGACCGCGCCCAGUUCAUCUCCUACCUCGAGACCUACGCGGCCACCUUCGACAUCAAGCCCGAGUUCGGCGUCACGGUCCAGUCCGCCAAGUACGACGAGGACACCGGCGUCUGGCGCGUGCUCGCCUCGCCGGCGUCCGGGAAGUCCACCGUCGAGUACCUCGGCCGCUGGCUCGUGGUCGCCACGGGGGAGAACGCCGAGAACGUGGUUCCCGACAUCCCGGGGCUCGACUCCUUUUCCGGGGAGAUCACCCACGUCUCCGACUACAAGUCCGGGGCGACGUACCGGGGCAAGAAGGUGCUCGUGGUCGGCUGCGGGAACUCGGGUAUGGAGGUCUCCCUCGACCUCUGCGACCACGGCGCGUCCCCGUCCAUGGUUGUCCGUGACGCCGUCCACGUCCUUCCCAGGGAAUUCCUGGGCAAAUCGACGUUCGAGCUCGCGACUUUCCUCAUGGCGUGGUGCGUCCCGCUGUGGUUCGUCGACAAGGUCAUGGUGUUCCUCUCGUGGCUCGUGCUGGGAAACCUUGCACGCUUCGGCAUUCGGCGCCCGGCCGUCGGCCCGCUGACGCUGAAGAACACGCACGGCAGGACGCCCGUGCUCGACACGGGCGCCAUGGCCAGGAUCAAAUCCGGCGACAUCACCGUCGUGCCAGGGGUGGCCAGGUUCACCAAGGCCGGCGCCGAGCUCAGCAACGGCACGGAGAUUGACGUCGACGCCGUGGUCAUGGCCACCGGCUACAAGAGCAAUGUUCCCAGGUGGCUGGAGAGCGGCUUGUUCGGCAAGGACGGAUAUCCGACCACCGCGUUUCCCAACGGGUGGAAGCUCGGUGAAUCCGGGCUUUACUCCGUUGGGUUCACCCGCCGUGGACUCUCCGGCGCCUCUGCAGAUGCCGUUCGCAUCGCCGGUGAUAUCGGGAAGGUGUGGAAGGAAGAGAACAAGCCGACGCAGAGAGCCGCCGGAGCCGGCCACCGCCGGUCGAUCUCAGUCAUCUUCUAAUCACCGGACUACUGCGACGACUAACCAGACACAUGCAUGGCGUGCAUGCAUCGGCAUCGAUCCCCUUGAUUGCUUCGUUGUUCAUUCGUUCUUUUGUACUGCGUGCGUGUGUGUGUGUGAAAAAAAUUUGUAGGUUAAUUAAUCAGUAGGGAGAUGAUUAUAUAUAUAUAUACUAGUAGGGGUAGAAAAGUGAAAGAAGGUGGAGCCCUCUCGUCAGUGGGGCCCUAGGGCCAGGAUUUUUCAACUGCAGCUAAGGGGCGCCGCAUGGUCACUGGUGUACAGUACUCAGUCAGAGGCUUUGGCUUUAAUUACCCGGUGACGAAGGAAGAGGCUCUUGUCCAUUCACCUUCUUUCUUAUGUAACAAUAUAUACUUUCAUUUGUUCUUCUACUACUGCUGCUGCCUUCUUCUAUAUGUAACCCCUUUUGAUCCCAGUGAAUAUACAUGUUGACUAGUGCAAUAUAUA